Messenger RNA from Eucalyptus grandis, 1953 nucleotides. Its product is annotated as acyl-coenzyme A thioesterase 9, mitochondrial. NCBI's taxonomy places the organism in Eukaryota, Viridiplantae, Streptophyta, Magnoliopsida, Myrtales, Myrtaceae. Gene Ontology annotation, molecular function: fatty acyl-CoA hydrolase activity. Gene Ontology annotation, biological process: acyl-CoA metabolic process. The record is from RefSeq and is a predicted model, not a curated record.
UCCAUAACUCCGAUGGCGCCUCUCCACCGAACGCUCUCCAAGCUCCCUCCUUUCCGGCCAUCAUGGCCCAGCGCCGCCCGGUUCUCCGCCACGGGGGACGGCGGCGCCCCCGCUCCGCCGUCCUCCGCCGCCGCUCCCCCGCUGUAUGAGAGCUCUCCGCCCAUCGACGCCGGAUCGUCGAUCCGGAAGCCGAUCAGCCUGUGGCCCGGCAUGUACUUCCCCGUCACCAACGCCCUUUGGGAAGCGAGAUCCAAGAUGUUCGAGGAGGUCGGCGGCGCCGGUGCGAGCGGGAAGGCGGCGCCGCCGCCGCCGGAGAGCGAAUUGGUCCCGCGGAGCCCGGCCAGGAGCAGGACGAGCAUUUUCUACAAGUUCUCGAGCGAUUAUGUGCUCAGGGAGCAGUAUAGGAAUCCUUGGAACAAGAUCAGGAUGGGGAAGCUGGUGGAAGAUCUCGAUGCUCUCGCUGGGACCAUAUGCUAUAAGCAUUGCUCCAGCGACGAUGGCACCACAAGGCCUCUAUUACUAGUCACUGCUUCUGUAGACAGGAUGGUUCUCAAGAGGCCAAUCCAUAUUGACACGGACUUGCAAAUAGAGGGAGCUGUUACAUGGGUUGGGCGCUCGUCAAUGGAGAUCCAACUGGAAGUGACUCAGUCCACCGAAGAAACCCAGGAUUCUUCAGAUUCAGUUGCACUUACCGCCAAUUUCACAUUUGUGGCUCGUGAUUCUAGAACUGGGAAAUCAGCUCCAGUUAAUCCUAUCUCACCAGAGACAGAGAGAGAAAGAUUACUUUGGGAAGAGGCAGAAAAUAGGAAUAAAAUGAGGAAAAAGAAGAGAGAAGAAAGUAACAAAGAUGAUAAGGUAGAGGACUCGUCAAGGCUCCAGGCUUUACUUGCCGAAGGUCGUGUCUUCUGUGAUAUGCCAGCUCUGGCGGACAGAGAUAGCAUUCUGAUAAGAGAUACUUGUUUUGAGAACUCACUAAUAUGCCAGCCACAGCAAAGGAAUAUCCAUGGAAGAAUAUUUGGAGGAUUUUUAAUGCGAAGGGCUUUUGAAUUGGCCUUUUCAAGCACAUAUGCCUUUGCUGGUGCGGCACCCCGGUUCAUUGAGGUUGACCAUGUUGAUUUCUUGAGACCGGUGGAUGUUGGUAAUUUUCUCCGCCUCAAAUGCUGUGUUCUGUAUACGGAACUUGACAAUCCAGAUGAACCCCUGAUAAAUGUUGAAGUUGUGGCCCAUGUGAUGCGACCUGAGCUCAGAUCAAGCGAGGUGUCAAACAAAUUCUACUUUACAUUCACUGUACGUCCUGAGGCCUUGAAUGACGGAUUGAGGAUUCGGAAAGUUGUCCCAUCCACAGAAGAAGAGGCGCAGCGUGUCCUUGAACGUAUGGAUGCCGAGAGUUGUCAGACUUCAUCCUGAAUGCACUGUUCCGGUGAAUGAAGCGAACGUCCAUGAUUACUCGCAGGUCAAUAAAUGGGGGCCGAAAUGGAUACGUAAAAAGCGAAGAGUGGACAGCAGACCAUCAGUCUAGUUAGGAACAUUACAGGUGCCUAUCCCACCAAAAACGUAUCAGCAUUGCAAAGUCCAGUUCUAUGCUACUUCUGAGAUAGUCUCACUGCAUAAAUUAGACGAACCAAAGAUUAGAAGACGCCAAGCAAAUUGAUGUUGAGAAAUCAGAGCUCCUGCUUAUUCACAAGGACAUGGGACUGAACAUAUCGUUGAUUCUAAUUGAUGGAUAGUAAGAGUUCACUUCUGCUGGUGAUAACCUCGUACUAUGUUCAGAGUCCAUGUGUGAGUGUUCUUUGCUUUGUGACAUAGUUGUUUGGUUUGUCCUAAUGCUAGGUCAAGCGACUACACGCUGUUGUGUCGACUAAGAGAGUUCUUAGGAUAAGGAUUCUUUACGGUGGAAUUCUUUUGGGAAAUUUGUUUGAAUAACAUGCUUGGAAGCAAUUUAACCUUUUCGGA